Molecule: messenger RNA, 3616 nt
Organism: Lasiosphaeria miniovina
Lineage: Eukaryota; Fungi; Ascomycota; Sordariomycetes; Sordariales; Lasiosphaeriaceae
Product: WD40-repeat-containing domain protein
Exons: 3
Coding region: 410-3511 (1033 amino acids)
Molecular function (GO): protein binding
Source: RefSeq, a predicted model, not a curated record
GCCCUUCCUUCGUCCAUCGCAUUUACAAGCCUCAAGCCUACAGAAAACAUUUUCGGCCGCUACGGAUAAAAUCAUGAUACGGACCUGAUUUCGGGGCUCGCUUCUAAACCGGUGGGGGAAACUGGCCGCCAGCCAACGCGCGUUGGUAAUACGAAGGCCAGUGGCUGGCACGCGUUGGGAAGACGGACACCGCAAAGUGACCCGAGAUCCGGCCCAGCAAUCACCUCCGUCGGCUCUCAAAGCCCUCUCAGCCGUUUGCGACGAGAAACAUAGGCCGUACUCGUCUUGUCCAGCAGAUCUCUCUAUCCGACCCGCGGCCAUCCCGAAAAUCUCUUUUACCACGAUUGCCCAAACACACGACGCAACUUGACCUGUACUCCUCUCCGCUAACGACCACUCCCCUCUUGUCAUGAGCUCUCCUAUCUCGGCCAGCAAGGCCACCGAGGCCUGCCGUCCACGAUCCAGCCAGCGGGUGUCGAUGACAUGGGAGGAAGACGAUGCUACCAUAACCCAUCACCGCGUGAUGCAGUUCGCCGAAGAGUGUAUCGAGACCAAGACCGUCACGACCACCACGACAACAAAGCGGGCAUAUCCAGCCCUCCUCAUUCGCGAGCCGCGAGACUUGUACCUUCUCGAUUCCAAAGAAUACCCCCUCGCCUCGAAGCCUACUCCGCCCGAGUUGCGGAAGCUGACCCUCGACCUCGGCGACCGCGAGGGCGAGGCCUGGUCAUUCGACGAGGAUUCCGAAGUACCGGUUCGGCGGUCCCAGAGCAGCGACUAUGCCGGUAAUGUGAAGUCCGAACCGGGUGUCGACAACCUCCCCGAAUCGUCACACCGAUCUCAGCAUGUUGCUGCCGAGCCAACACUCCGGAGGUCUCGCAGGUCGAGCGCUAGACCCGCCUCGCCCAGUUACACACCACUUCCACCCAGGACGUCUCAGAGGUCCACAAGGCAUGGAAAUAUUUCCCAUACGGCAUCCGAUAAGGUUCGCCGUUCGGCGGUACAUGGUACACGAAAGGAGUCGGAUAAGGCGAGCCGCCUGCCCUCUGGGUACUUGGCGACACCCGAUACUACCGAUGCAACUAUAGGUAACCCCGGACUCGACCGACCAUCACGUUUGAGACACCUCCAUCUCGACAGCGUUGAUUCUGGCUUAAGCCAGUCAACGGCGAGCUAUGAUGCAGCAAGCCCAGCAGCCAGCGAGUCACAGACUAUAUUCAGCAACGUCGCUACCCCGCCGAUUACUGACGCCGACCUCCCACCGUUUGGUGACGUUGACGAGUCUCUGCAGCAGACUAUCCGUGCAAUCGCAAGACCUAGCAUCAACACGGUGACCGCUCAAGACGCCAGUCUGCCGAGCCCGCGUCUCUCACCCACUCUGGCAGCUGCUCAGCUCCAGGACCAAGUGGAUGAGGAUGCAGAGGAAGAUGACGAAGCGGUCUUUUCUCAACAACUCACGCGCGUGGAUCGAAGACGGUGGCUGGAGGAUAGCCAAACGACUGAGGAGGGUGAUUCCGAACUUCUCAGCAUGGACCUGCCCCCAAUUCGGUUCGACGCCGCCAUGUCUCGUUCUAGACAUGGACAGGCAAACGUUGCGAACCCCCGCUCAAUGCUUGACAGUUUUGAUGCUAUGCCCAACGACUUCAAGACUUGGAUGAUGUACCAGUUCCUCCGAAGAUGUCCGCGAAAGACACUUCACAUGGUCGCGGACGUGGUCAACCCAGCUUUGAAGUGUGACUUCAUGAAGCAACUCCCUCUCGAACUCAGCCUCCACGUAUUGUCAUAUCUGGACCAUCGCGACCUGUGCCGGGCGGCGCAGGUCUCUAAACACUGGCGCAACAUGGUCGACAGCAAUGAAACAGGAUGGAAAGAGCUCUUGGACCGCGACGGAUUUGAACUCCCUCCAGGAGAACUCCAGAAGGCUAUCACUCAAGGAUGGGGAUGGCAAGACCCCGUCGGAGCCUUGGGCUGCGAACUUGACCUGAGCCUUCAGACUAGGCUGACAUCCAGCGAAUCCGAACUCAUACGAUCGGCCGUAAAGCAGGAAAAGCCCGAGCCUAUCACAAAGACCCGAGCCUCGAAACGGAAGCGUGGUCUAACCCACAUCAACGCUGAUAGAGCCAAGCGACGUGCCAGUGCCCAAGAGAUGAGGGAUGAUAGCUCGUCACCCAUGGCAAAGAUGCACAAGUCCGAAGGUCCUAAUUCGGCUGCAAAUGCGGCUGCCAUUGCCGUUCCCGACCCGCGUCUUGGCCUCCCAACUCUUCGGAAGCUUCAUCUAUUCAAAUCGCUAUACAGACGGCAUUAUAUGAUUAGACAGAGUUGGACAAGUGGCAAGGUGAAGCCUGGCCAUGUUGCUUUUGCUGCCCAUCCACGCCACGUCAUUACGUGCCUGCAGUUUGACGAGGACAAAAUCAUCACGGGCAGCGACGACACCCUUAUUCACGUCUAUGACACAAAGACCGGAAAGCUUCGUACGAAGCUUGAGGGCCACGAAGGUGGAGUCUGGGCUCUUCAGUACGAGGGCAACAUACUGGUGUCUGGUAGUACCGACCGGUCGGUCCGCGUCUGGGAUAUCCAAAAAGGAAUCUGCACUCAGACUUUUUUUGGCCACACAUCCACUGUCCGCUGCCUGCAGAUUCUAAUGCCAACGGAUACAGGCAGGGUGGAGGACGGCAAGGCCGUCAUGAUGCCACCGAAGCCUUUGAUCAUUACUGGAUCCCGCGACAGCCAGUUGCGGGUCUGGCGACUUCCCGAGGCAGGCUCGCGUCGUUACAUCCAGACCGGCCCCCCCGCUAACGAUGAUCAAUGCCCCUAUUUUAUCAGAAUCCUAGCUGGACACACACAUUCGGUUAGAGCAAUUUCGGCCCACGGAGACACUCUUGUUUCUGGGAGUUAUGACAGCACUGUCCGCGUCUGGCGUAUCAGCACUGGUGAGCAACUGCAUGUUCUGCACGGUCAUAGUCAGAAAGUGUACUCGGUAGUCCUCGACCACAAGAGGAACCGGUGUAUCUCUGGUUCGAUGGACUCGCUUGUCAAGAUUUGGGACCUGGAUACAGGUACUUGCCUGCACACGUUGGAAGGCCACAGCUUGCUCGUGGGUCUCUUGGACCUGCGUGACGAGAGAUUGGUUUCUGCCGCAGCGGACAGCACACUUCGCAUUUGGGACCCGGAGACGGGCAAAUGCAAGAGCACCCUCGUAGCACACACUGGAGCUAUCACCUGCUUUCAACAUGACGGUAGCAAGGUCAUUUCUGGAAGCGAAAAGACGGUCAAGAUGUGGGAUAUGCACACGGGCGAAUGCAUUCAGGACCUUCUCACAGACUUGAGCGGUGUCUGGCAAGUCAAGUUUGACGAACGGAGAUGCGUAGCUGCUGUACAACGCGGUAAUCUAACAUAUGUCGAGAUUCUUGACUUUGGAGCUGUUCGAGAUGGCAAAGCGCCAGAGGAGCUCGGUAAGCGCAAACUUCUGAACGAGGCCGAAGUACAACGCCUAGUUGCCGAGGAGACGUGAUCGUGACGGCGUUGCGACGAUCCGAUCAUAUGGGCCUGCAGCAGGGCAGAGCCAUGAGCAGAGUUUAUCAUGUGGCUGAGGACUGUCUAUAUUGUCAAGGGAAGC